This is a messenger RNA of Paraphaeosphaeria sporulosa, 2508 nucleotides long. RefSeq names its product AAA ATPase. Gene Ontology annotation, cellular component: cytosol; VCP-NPL4-UFD1 AAA ATPase complex; nucleus. Bases 1 to 2508 code for a protein of 835 amino acids. The record is from RefSeq and is a predicted model, not a curated record. Gene Ontology annotation, molecular function: ATP hydrolysis activity; ATP binding; polyubiquitin modification-dependent protein binding. Gene Ontology annotation, biological process: retrograde protein transport, ER to cytosol; mitotic spindle disassembly; autophagosome maturation. The transcript has 4 exons. NCBI's taxonomy places the organism in Eukaryota, Fungi, Ascomycota, Dothideomycetes, Pleosporales, Didymosphaeriaceae.
AUGUCGGCUGAGCCAGAUCACGCGAAGCCCAAGGUCGACUUGUCCAAGGACCCUUCUGGCGCCGAACACAAGACGGUAGGCAAAUGCCCCGAGAGCCCAGCGAUGAGCGCCACUAACCCGCCACAGGAGGAUGAGGUAGCAACGGCCAUUCUCAAGAAGAAGAAGAAGCCCAACUCGCUCAUCGUCACCGAUGCCGUCAACGAUGACAACUCCAUCAUCGCACUUUCCAACAACACCAUGGAGACGCUCCAGCUGUUCCGUGGCGACACUGUGCUCGUCAAGGGCAAGAAGCGCAAGGACACGGUUCUCAUUGUGCUGGCAGAUGACGACCUUGAUGACGGCUCCGCACGGAUAAACCGCGUUGUACGCCACAACCUGCGCGUCAAGCACGGCGACGUAAUCACCAUCCACCCAUGCCCAGACAUCAAAUACGCCAAGCGAAUUGCUGUCCUCCCCAUCGCCGAUACCGUUGAGGGCAUCACCGGCUCAUUAUUCGACGUUUUCCUCGCACCAUACUUCCGCGAAGCAUACCGACCUGUACGACAAGGCGAUACCUUCACAGCCCGCGGCGGUAUGCGGCAAGUAGAGUUCAAGGUGGUGGAGGUCGACCCGCCGGAGUUUGGCAUCGUUGCGCAGGAUACCGUCAUCCACUGCGAGGGCGAGCCGAUACAGCGCGAAGAUGAGGAGGGCAACCUCAACGAGGUUGGCUACGACGACAUUGGUGGUUGCCGCAAGCAGAUGGCCCAGAUCCGAGAGCUUGUGGAGCUUCCGCUGCGACAUCCGCAACUCUUCAAGUCUAUCGGUAUUAAGCCACCCCGCGGUAUCCUCAUGUACGGUCCACCCGGUACCGGUAAGACGCUGAUGGCUCGUGCUGUCGCCAACGAGACUGGUGCGUUCUUUUUCCUGAUCAACGGUCCCGAAAUCAUGUCCAAGAUGGCCGGUGAAUCGGAAUCGAAUCUCCGCAAGGCUUUCGAGGAGGCAGAAAAGAACUCUCCGGCCAUCAUCUUCAUCGACGAAAUCGAUUCGAUUGCCCCCAAGCGUGAGAAGACGAACGGUGAAGUCGAGCGCCGUGUCGUUUCUCAGCUGCUCACGCUCAUGGACGGCAUGAAGGCCCGUUCCAACGUGGUCGUCAUGGCUGCCACUAACCGCCCGAACUCCAUCGAUCCUGCGCUGCGUCGUUUCGGCCGCUUCGAUCGCGAAGUCGACAUCGGUAUCCCCGACCCCACUGGUCGUCUUGAGAUCCUUCAGAUUCAUACAAAGAACAUGAAGCUCGGUGACGACGUUGACCUUCAGACCAUUGCCGCUGAGACUCACGGUUACGUUGGUUCUGAUUUGGCUUCCCUCUGCUCUGAGGCAGCCAUGCAACAGAUUCGUGAGAAGAUGGAUCUCAUUGAUUUGGACGAAGACACCAUCGACGCAGAGGUCCUUGACUCUCUCGGUGUUACUAUGGAGAACUUCCGCUUUGCUCUCGGCGUUUCCAACCCCUCUGCUCUGCGCGAAGUCGCCGUUGUGGAGGUGCCCAACGUUCGCUGGGAGGACAUUGGUGGUCUCGAGGAAGUCAAGCGCGAGCUUAUCGAGUCCGUCCAAUAUCCCGUCGACCACCCAGACAAGUUCCUCAAGUUUGGCUUGUCUCCCUCCCGUGGUGUGCUCUUCUACGGUCCCCCUGGUACCGGUAAGACGCUGCUCGCCAAGGCCGUUGCCAACGAGUGCGCUGCCAACUUCAUUUCUGUCAAGGGUCCCGAGCUGCUUUCUAUGUGGUUCGGUGAGUCCGAGAGCAACAUCCGUGACAUCUUCGACAAGGCUCGCGCUGCCGCACCUUGCGUUGUCUUCUUGGAUGAGUUGGAUUCCAUUGCUAAGUCUCGUGGCGGAUCUCAAGGCGACGCUGGUGGUGCCUCGGACCGUGUCGUCAACCAGCUGCUGACCGAGAUGGAUGGUAUGACAUCGAAAAAGAACGUCUUCGUCAUCGGUGCUACCAACCGACCCGAACAGCUGGACAAUGCUCUUUGCCGACCUGGACGUCUCGACACUCUUGUCUACGUUCCCCUUCCCGACCAGUCAUCUCGUGCUGGUAUCCUGAAGGCUCAGCUCCGCAAGACCCCUGUUGCGCCCGACGUUGACCUGGACUUUAUUGCCGCCAACACCCAUGGAUUCUCCGGUGCUGAUCUUGGUUUCGUUACUCAGCGUGCUGUCAAGCUUGCUAUCAAGCAGGCCAUUGCCACUGACAUCGAGCGCCGAAAAGCUCGCGAGGCUGCUGGUGAGGAUGUUGAGAUGGGCGAAGACGAUGAGGACCCCGUUCCUGAACUCACCAAGGCACACUUCGAGGAGGCCAUGCGCUCCGCUCGUCGCUCUGUCACCGAUGUCGAGAUCCGCCGGUACGAGGCUUUUGCUCAGUCAAUGAAGAACUCCGGCGGUUCGAGCUUCUUCCGCUUCCCCGAUGGUCAGGAUCCCGCCAACGAGCAACAGAACACUUUUGGUCAGGCAGGUCAGGAUGAGGACUUGUACAGCUAG